Messenger RNA from Lactuca sativa (garden lettuce), 1650 nucleotides. RefSeq lists its product as uncharacterized. The record is from RefSeq and is a predicted model, not a curated record. Lineage: Eukaryota; Viridiplantae; Streptophyta; Magnoliopsida; Asterales; Asteraceae.
AUGGCAGAUAAAAGAAUUAGGGUUAGUUGGAAGUCGGAAUUGGUUGACAAAACUUUUUUGGAAGCAUGUAUACAAGAAUUAACAAGCAAUGGACGGGAGGGUAGCGGACUAAAAGAAAGCUCAUGGGCUGUGGUCGCGGAGAAAUUGAAAACAGAUCAUAAUUUUAUUGUUGACAAAAAACAAAUGAAAAACCGAUAUGACUAUUUAAAAGCAAAGUAUGCAGUGUGGUUAAAACUUAAAAACAAAACAGGAAAUAUUUAUAAUCCCGUUACGAAUUCCUUUAACAUGACUAAUGAAGAAUGGGAAGCGGAAGCGAAGUUGAACAAGUAUGUAGAUAAGCUGAGAAAUGCACCCCUCCCUUGCCCUGAACUUUGUACCCAACUAUUUGAUGGGGCGACCUCGACCAGUGUUCACAGUUGGGGGCCAUCUUCGACAUUACCUCAUCCCAAUGAAACCUUCAGUACACAUGAUUUUGAGGAUACAGAGAUGGAUGAGCCAGCACCUCAUGCAGAUACCCCAAGCUCAACAGUACCUCAACCUACUAGUGAGGAAUCAUCUGGGCGGACAAAAAACAAGGGGGGAAAACGAAAUGGUCCUAAAGAAACCACACUUGAUGAUGAGUUGAAAGAAGUUGGAAAAGAGAUUAUCAAGGCUGCACAAGCAUUCACCGAAGCAAAUAAUCUUGACAAGGAGAUGGAUGCUUGUAUGGCGAAGUUGACAAGCUUGGAGUGGGGAGAAUAUGAUCCGAAAUCCACCACUGCUCUUAUGUUAUUUGCUGAAAGUUCUGGACAUAAUGAACGUUUUCAAGCCGUUAAAGAAAGAUUUCAUCACCCCACACAAACGAUUCAUCAAUGUUUUCAUGAGGUCUUACGUGCAAUGAUGUGUUUUUCACGAGAAAUUAUAGUACCAACCUCGUCUAAUUCAACAAGAAAUACCUCAGAACGACAUAGACGGCUAAUGCAGAUAUUUCCCGGAGCAAUAGGUGCACUAGAUGGAACACUUGUACAUGCAGUUGUGCCUGUUGAUCAACAAACUCGUUAUAGGGGAAGAGGAAAAGUUGAAUGUUAUCAAAAUGUAAUUGGAAUUUGUAAUUUUGAUAUGAUAUUCACCUUUGUAUGGGCUGGAUGCGAGGGCAUAGCACAUGAUUCUAAAGUUUUGAAAGAAGUUGCAUUUAACCCAACUUCCGGAUUUCCAUUCCCUCCACCAGAUAAAUAUUACCUUUGUGAUGCCGCAUACACCAACACCCGUGGAUUUAUGGCUCCCUACCGCAAUACUAGGUAUUGGUUAGCCGAUUUUCAAAGAAACAGAGCUUUGACUAAGGAAGAAAUGUUCAAUCAUGCUCACGCACAACUUAGAAAUUACAUUGAACGUGCUUAUGGUGUAUUGAAGGCGAGAUUUCCAAUUUUAAAACAAAUGGAUCCUUAUCCUUUUCCAGUGCAAAAAAACAUAGUCAUUUCUUGUGUUGCGGUCCAUAAUUUUAUAAGGAAAUACGAUAUUGAAGAUGAAUUAUUUACGAACUUUGAACAAAACACUAUGGUUAGUCAUAAUGUGGGUGGUGGAGGAAAUGAGGGUCAAAACAUAGAAGGCAUUGAAUGGGGUUCAGAAGCCGUUAACUAUAUGACUAAUUUGCGUGACCAGAUUGCUAAUUAG